AUGAACUCGAAUGCUUCUCAACGUGCGUCAUCAAAUCAGGGUGAACAGAAAGUUAAACCUUCAACACACUUGCAUAUUGCAACACCCUUGGAGCGCCUCUCGGAGCAAUUUUCCCCGCGGCACUUCCAGGUCAUUGUGUCGGGAGAGAUUGUAUCUGCCUCGAUCGACGGAGGUCGGGGCUCUGGUCCGCUAGUGUGCAGAUACCUAUUUGUCCACGGACCUGACUGGAGAAUCAUUUCCGGUGAAGAACAAGCAAUCUCACAGAGUGCUUACGCUGCAGGAGCCUCUAAUCUGGCUCUUGAGUUUCUGUCCUAUCCCCUAAACGCGGACCAAGACCAAGUAGUGUGGAACUUCCCGUUCAGCCUCAUCUUCAAAUCCACGAAUCCAUUCGGAUGGCCGCGUCUUGUUAUAUGCGUCUACGGUACCGACUGGCUGAACAGAAGAGUUGUUAUCGGCUAUACCUCUGUGCAUGUUCCGACACAACCGGGACGACACAUUCACACACUUCAACUCUACUCCAUCACUUCUUCGUCCUGGAUGCAAAGACUCGUCGCUUGGGCGACAGGAUGUCGACCGGAGUACGUCGAUCCUCAAACAGCGGCGCGCAGUGAAGGUCGUGAAGUGGUGCGAACAAGUCACGCAGGCCGCAUCAAGGUCUGCUUCAACGUUCUUUCGAGAGAUCUGCAGCAGCUCCAAUACUCCCUCUAA
Messenger RNA from Toxoplasma gondii ME49, 708 nucleotides. Its product is annotated as B9-C2 domain-containing protein. The transcript is spliced from 7 exons. The record is from RefSeq and is a predicted model, not a curated record. Gene Ontology annotation, biological process: cilium assembly. Gene Ontology annotation, cellular component: MKS complex. Lineage: Eukaryota; Apicomplexa; Conoidasida; Eucoccidiorida; Sarcocystidae. Bases 1 to 708 code for a protein of 235 amino acids.